AUGGGGCAGUUUAUUCGCGACAAGGAAUGGGAUGACACCCAAGACGAGCCAUGUUUCUUCCCUGUGUUGAACACAGGGUGCAGCAAUCGAAGACCCGACAUCUUGGCCUUUUUGCCAAUAGCUUUGAGCACGUCUCGAGGAAGUGUCGCAGACUUCUGCAGUGCCCACGGUGUCGAGCCGUCGCGCAUCUUACAGGCGACAUGGGCGAUUCUACUACAAUCUUACACCGGGUCUGGCCGACCUGUGUUUGCUUACAAUGAUUUUCAGACACAAUCACAGUACAAAAAACUCGGCGCGACAUGUGUAGCGGACUUGGCACAGGAUCGUCACGUUCUGGAGUUCCUACAGAACAAGGUUGAGGUUGUCCAUCCGGACGCACAGGCACCCCAAAGACAGUGGUUCGAUACAGCCCUCGAGUACGACAGCAACGGAUACGAUGAGGUAGAAAAACACAAAGAUUUCAGUAUUUUGCUCCGGUGCAAUUCAGAUUCGGAGGCAACUCUCCAUUAUAAGACCGCCACUCUCUCAGAAGAGCAAGCCUCGCUCAUCGCAGACGUUGUCGUCCACAUCACGACUGAGCUCACCCGCGUGUCUCAUCUGCAAUCUAUCAACUUGUGCUCCCCCCAAAGCUUUCAAACAUUGAGCCAGUGGAAUAGUACAGCCCCCGAAAAGGUCAAUCGCCGUAUCCAUGACCCUAUCCUCGAACACUGCCAAAGUCAGCCCCAAACGCUAGCCAUCAGGGCUUGGGAUGGAGAUCUGACCUAUGGAGAAGUCGGAAAAUUGUCCAACGCGAUAGCUCAUCAAUUGGUGGAGCGCGGAGUAGGGCCCGACAUGUUUGUUGGGCUGUACUUUGAGAAGUCAAAGUGGACAGCCGUUGCGCUUCUAUCGGUCUUGAGGGCUGGAGGCGCGUACGUCUUCCUGGACUGUUCGUUUCCUUCAGGUCGUCUGCAAGAGAUGUGCAGGCAAGUCGGCAUCAGUCAUGUUCUUUCUGUCCGUCGCCUCUUCAAUCAAGCUGCUGCUGCCUUGCAACAAACAAUCAUCGCUGUCGACGACAAUUUCCCGCAACCUCCCGCCGAGAUCUCCCUGGCUGAGCCACACAACAUCGCUUACGCAGUCUUCACGUCCGGCUCGACGGGAAAACCAAAGGGAGCGCUCGUCACUCACAUAUCGUACUCCUCUAGCCAGAAGCCGUUGGCCAAGUUUGUUGGUCUGGACUCCCACAGUCGUCUCUUCCAAUUCUCAUCAUAUGCAUUCGACAUGAUCAAUUACGAGCUCCUGUCACCCCUCAUGGUGGGCGCCUGCUCCUGCGUGCCGUCAGAGACGCAGCGCAGAUCCAGAAUCCCAGAAACCGUCAGGGAGAUGCAGGUGAACCAGCUGAGCCUGACACCCACAGUCGCUCGGCUGCUCAACCCAUCCGACUUUCCGUCUGUGGAGACGUUUAUCAUUAUUGGCGAACCGCCUUCACUUGAUGUAAUCUCGGCUUGGGCCAAGCAGACCCGACUGAUCAACGGAUACGGGCCAGCAGAGUGUAGUGUGUUUACGGCAGCACACCACAUCAGGCCAGGGGAUAGCCAUCCGACUAUCAUCGGCGCCGGCAUAGGCGCUCACUGCUGGAUCACCGACCCUUCUGAUCCCCAAAGGUUGGUUCCCGUCGGCGGCAUUGGGGAGCUUCUGGUCGAGGGGCCCAUCGUGGGAAGAGGUUACGUUGACGACCCUUUGAAGACGGAGCAAACACACAUUGAAAGCCCGCCUUGGCGUGAUGCGUUCCCAGGCGUCCCCGAGGGCAAGAUGUAUCGCACGGGCGAUUUGGUUCAGUUUGUUUCUGGCUCUGAGAUUCGCUACCUAGGCCGCAUUGAUUCUCAAGUGAAACUGCGCGGCCAACGCCUGGAGAUGGGCGAGAUAGAGCAAAACGUCAGGGAUGUCUUCUCAGACGACAUACAAGUCAUUGCAGAGUUGGUGACGCCGUCAGACAACUCCGACAGAGCGCCCAUUCUUGUUGCCUUUGUGCAGGAUUCGUGCCCGGAGCCUGCAGCGCAGAAUGUCUUUGCCCAACCGAGCGCCGAGUUCCGGCAGCGAGCCCAGGAUGCAUUGUCCAAGCUGGAAUCGCGGCUGCCGGGAUUCAUGAUCCCGUCUGUUAUGGUCAGAUUAUCAUGUAUACCGACGUCAGCUACGGGCAAAGCAGACCGCAAACGACUGCGACGGGAAGCGUCACUGUUGACAAGGCAAGAGCUUGAAGCCUUCACGAGGGAAGCUGUGAAACAAAAGCCCCCAGAGUCACAGGUAGAGCAUGCUCUGUAUGAAAUGGUUCAAAAGGUCUUGGGUAUUGAUGACUUUGGCAUGAAUGAUGACUUCUUUCAUCUUGGCGGAGACUCUGUGUUAGCCAUGAAGUUGACAACAUUGGCGAGGGAGGCGGGAUUCAACUUGGCUGCUCAGCAUAUCUUCAAGACGCCCGUGCUUGGAGAUUUGGCACUGUCUUUGGAAAUGAAAUUACCCCAGCUUGAGCACAGAGUACAGCCGUUUUCAUUGCUUGGCGAUCAAGUGGACAGUAUCAGGCGCGUGGCUCAGGAGGUGUGCGGAUUAUCGACCCCUGACGAGAUCGAAGACAUCUACCCCUGCACGCCCCUACAGGAGGAGAUGAUGGCCGCUUCUCUGAAAGGCAAGGGAGAUGCAACUUAUGUCAUACGGACCGUGUAUCGCCUCCCACGCGCCAUCGACACGGACAGACUACGACGCGCAUGGGACGAGGUCAUCCUGGCCAAUGCCAUUCUCCGGACACGAAUCAUCCAGACCAACCUGGAACAGACACUCCAAGUUGUCGUUGAAGGUGGGCUGAAGUGGCAGCGUGGCCAAUUCCUCGAGCGUAGCGUCGCGCUGGACGCGCAGCAACAGAUGCGGCUUGGACAGCCUUUACUGAGGCUGACUUUGGUUGAACACCACCUUAUCUUCACGAUUCACCACGCCUUGUGUGAUGGAUGGUCUCUAUCACGAACACUGUCCCAGGUUGAGGCCGCCUAUUAUGGGGAAAGCCAAUCGUCCAAGCCAUUCAACAUCUUCGUGGAUCACCUGUGCAAAUCUGAUCACAGCAAAUCAAAGGAGUUCUGGGCAAACCAGCUAGAUGGAUUCUCAGGGGCGCAUUUCCCCAACAGACCUUCUGGUGACUACCACUACCAGCCAAACAACAUCCAGAGAAUUGAUCGCCUCAUUCACCCAAAGGUUACGCAAGGAUCAGGCACGACUCUAGGGACAGCCCUGGGGCUCGCGUGGGCUCUAGUCGUUUCGCAAUACUCUGGCUCCGACGACGUGGUGUUUGGUUCAACCGUGGCUGGCCGAAGCGUGCCUAUCAGUGGGAUCGAUGAGAUUCUGGGACCUACUUUUGCGACCAUUCCCCUGCGCGUCAAGAUCGACUACGGCAUGACGGCACAAGAGAUGCUCCGGAGGCUACACAAGCAGACUGCCCAAUCUAUAGGCUUCGAAAACAUUGGCCUGAGAGCAAUCAAGUCACUCGGACCCGAAGCUGCAGCUGCUUGUCAGUUCCAAAGUUUGCUGAUCAUUCAGCCCUGGGACACUGACGAGCCGUCCACUAUGUUUGGCAGCGUCGUUGAGAGUCUUUCGGCCGAGGUCGUUGACAGCUACAUCAUCACUAUGGAGGCGAGGCUUGGCAAAGAUGGCUCCGUCAAAGUCGUGGCUGAAUAUGACAGUGAUGCCAUUCCAGAGCAGUUCAUGGCUAGAAUCAUGGGUCAGUUCAUCCAUAAUCUAUCUGAGAUUACCUCUAGGGGAGACAGCCCGCUGGGCCACAUGACAACUGCUAGCACGCAAGACCUCGAGCUUAUCAAAAUGUGGAACAGCGCAGUUCCAAAAGCUCACAACUGUUGUGUCCACGACGUUAUUGACCGACAUGCCGUUGGACAUGCCCAGCAGCAGGCUGUUGUAGCGUGGGACGGUAGUCUGACUUAUGCGGAGCUCAAGACAUACUCAGAGACAUUGGCUGGGGAUAUUCAAGGUCUGGGCAUUGGUCUGGGCGAGUACGUCGCUAUCUUUGUGGGCAAGUCUCGCUGGACUGUCGUUGCAAUGAUGGCGACAAUGAAAGCCGGCGCGUCAUUCAUUCUGCUUGACCCAGCCAACCCCAUCCAUCGGCUGCGGCAGAUUUGUGAUGAUACGAAUGCAAGCCUGGUCCUGACGUCUACCCAGCAUCUAUCAAACGCCAACGCAUUGGAACUCCGGGUUCUGAAAAUCGAUGAUACACAGAGGACACCCUCCAGCUGUCAUUGGGUCGAGGCUGAUGCCACCCCAGACAAUAUCCUCUACGCUGUCUUCACAUCUGGCUCGACCGGGCGACCCAAAGGUGUGCUCAUAUCUCACAGCGCAUUUCUCACAAGCGCAGUCAUCAAUGGAGGGAAGCAACACGUGAACAGUCAAUCCCGUGUCUUGCAGUUGGCUUCCUUCACCUUUGACGCAUCAAUCGCGGAGAUAUUAUAUCCCCUCGCUCACGGGGGCUGUGUCUGCAUUCCCUCAGCAGAUCAAUGUCGAAACAACUUGGAAAAGGCCAUGUGCGACUACAACAUAACCUGGGCAACUCUGACGCCGUCAUUGGCCAGGGCCCUUACGCCAUCCAAGCUGACAACCCUCAAAACGUUGGCUUUGGGUGGCGAGGCCAUGACCAAACUGGACAUUGAUAUGUGGGCGAGCCGUCUUCAACUUGUGAAUGGCUACGGGCCGGCUGAGAGCUCGGUUGACGCUCUUAUCCAGCCAGACAUUUCUCCACAAUCCAACGCAGGAAAUAUUGGUCGCAGCUAUGCCGGUGCAGCGUGGAUAGUAGACCCGAAUGAUCACACGUUGCUGGUACCAGUUGGGGCCAUUGGUGAGCUCGUCCUCGAAGGACCGACGCUGGCUCAGGGGUAUCUCAACGACCCAGUCAAGACCAGCGCGGCAUUUGUGGAUUAUCCACCCUGGCUUCUGGAGUUGCGACAUGGAAAGUCCGGGAAACUCUACAAGACGGGAGACUUGGCGAUGUACAGCCCGAAAUGCGACGGGUCGAUUCGAUACGUUGGCCGCAAGGACCUCCAAGUCAAGCUCCGCGGCCAGAGGAUCGAACUUGGCGAGGUUGAGCACCAUCUGCGGGAGUGUCUCGAAGGGGCCAAAGAGGUGAUUGUCGAGAUUGGCACAACUAGCGAUGCUGGUGCGGAACCUAUUCUCGCAGCGUUUGUCAUGUUCCAAAGCGAGUUGUCGGCGAAGAAGCAACCCCUGGUGUCUUUACCUGACGCCGCGACAUUGGGCCUGUUCAACUCGGCCGUCGCCGCGCUAGAAACUCGAAUACCGAGCUACAUGAUACCCAGCCUAUUUCUUGUCUUGAGUCGGGCUCCUCUCUCGUCUACUGGAAAGGUGGAUCGACGAUUGCUGCGAGAGGAGCUUUCCAGGCAGUCUCGGGCAAGCCUCAGCUCGUCGGUCAAGCGCGCACCUCGUUCGCCAGAAGAGAAAGUCGUACAAAUGACAAUGUCUAGUUUGCUCAAGGUGUCGCCUUGCGAAAUCGGCUUCGAAGACAACUUUUUCCACAGAGGCGGGGACUCUCUCAUGGCCAUGAGACUGGUAGGACGAGUGCGUGACGAUGGGUUCGCACUCACUGUGGCCGACAUAUUUGCCCGGCCCCGUCUGUCAGAUCUAGCUCUCGUGUUGUCCAAAGACGAUUUGGGGGCCAAUUCAGUCGAGGCGUUUUCUUUGAUUGCCGGAAACAUGAGAGAUAUCGUCGUUGACACUGCCGCUGAGCAGUGUGGCACGGACAGAUCUUCCGUUGAGGACGUUUACCCCUGCACACCAAUGCAAGAAGCACUAUUCUCUUCCAGCAUGAAGAUGACGAGCUCAUAUGUGGCUCACUUGGUGUUCUCACUGGAUCACGACAUCGACAUUGAUCGCCUGCGGGCUGCAUGGGGCAGCGUGUAUAGCGCAAACUCGAUUCUCCGGACACGCUUCCUUCGAGGCCCUGGCAAUGAGCUUCUACAGGCAGUUCUCAGCAGCCAUAUUGACUCGUCACCAGAUCUAGAGCCACUCAUUGUAGACUAUGGAAAGCCUCUCCUCAAGAUGCACUGCUCUGACAGCCACAUGCACCUGUGGAUCCACCAUUGCCUCUACGAUGCGGUCACUCUAUCGACAGUUCUCGGACAGUUGAAAGCGUCUUACCGCGGACAAGAGAUCCCUGCCAGUUUCUACAGAAAUUUCAUUGCUUAUACUGCUGCGCAGGACAUGGAUGCCAGCAGCGAGUUUUGGCAGGAAGAGUUCAGGAACAUGGAUGCUGCUGUAUACCCCCCUCGGCGAUCAGAGCGGAGCUCAAAUCUGGAGCCCGCCAUGAUGAGGACACUUUCACGAACAUUCAGUGUUCCUGCCAUCAAAGACUCCAUGUUCACUCUGCCAACCAUGCUCAACCUCGCCUCUGCGUUGGUCUUUGGACAUUACGCCGCAUCCGAGGAUGUGGCGUAUGGGCUCACUCUUGCAGGCAGGAAUGCUCCCAUGAAGGGGAUCGAGCAAGUCGUGGGACCGACGAUGACUACGAUCCCAUUUCGUGUUCAACUGUUGCCGCACGGAUCCAUCGCAGACAACUUGUCGGCUGUACAGGGCCACCUUCUACAGCUGGUUCCACAUGAGCAGAUGGGCCUCCAGAACAUACGACUACUGAACGAUGAAGCGGCGGCUUCGUGCGAUUUUCAAUGCCAUCUGGUGAUACAGACAGCAGAAGAUGGAGAGGAGGAUGACAGCUCCGUCUUCAAAGAGGUGCGGUUCGAUGAAGACAACUCCAACUUUGCCAGCUAUCCUUUGGUUCUAGUAUUCACGCCAUCUGCCGACAAGACAACGCUACAGCUCAAUGCCAGCUACGACACCUCGUACCUUGAUGAAGACGAAAUAGCAAGGCUCUUCAGUCAGUUGCACCAUGUUUUGGAGCAAAUCUCAAAGGACCAGGAAGCGGCUCUGGCGAGAAUUAAGGUUGCGAGUCCGUCAGAUCUGGAGCUCAUCUACAAGCUCAACAGUGCGGUACCCGGGUCAGUUGAUGCCUUGGUACAUGAGCUGGUCUUUGAGAAUUGCAAGCUGCAACCAGAGCGCCCUGCUGUAAGCUCAUGGGACGGGUGUCUUACGUACGGGCAACUGUAUGACUACAGCUCUCGACUCAGCGCGCACUUUAUGGCUUUGGGGAUUGGGACACAGCCAUACACCGUCAUUUGCACCGGAAAGUCGUGUUGGACAAUCGUUGUCAUCUUGGCCGUUUUGCACGCAGGCUCGGCGUGCGCGAUGAUCGAUCCAUCUCACCCCAAGGCGAGGAUGCAACAGAUUCUUGACCAGACGGCAGCGAAGUUCCUCAUUGUGUCCCCCGAAACACAGAAACUGGUCCUUCCGAAUUCGUCUAGCGAAAUCCAUGUCGUGUCCGAGGAGUUGGUGACCAGCCUUCCGACACAGCUACCGAAGCAUGUACCGCGGCAGCAAACGCCUUCCGACCCCUGCAUUGUCUUCUUCACGUCGGGAAGUACAGGCCAGCCGAAAGGGGCGGUCCUCGAACAUAGGAGUAUUGCAACGAGCUUGCACUACCUUCAGGGUAUCCUCAACGUCCAUGACGAGUCGCGCGUGCUCCAUUUUGCAUCAUAUGCAUUUGACAUCUCAAUGUGGGAGAUUUUCAUUGCCCUCACAACAGGGGGCUGCCUCUGUAUUCCAUCGGAGACGGAGCGCAAUGAAGUAGACAAGUUUAUCCGAAAGGAAAAUGUCACUUUUGCGAGUCUUGCGGCAUCUGGGGCUCGUCUACUUCAGCAUCCCUCCCAUGUCCCCAGUCUCGAAGCUCUUACGUUGGGCGGCGAGCCACUGAGCCCAGACGACAUUGAGUGUUGGGCGGGCAGCCUGAGAUUAUUUAACAUGUACGGGCCUGCCGAGUGUUCGUUCAUGUGUGCGGGCGGCCAGAUGCCUGCGAAGGGGUGGAUUCCAGGGACGAUAGGCCCAAUGCUGAACGCCAUCGGCUGGAUCACGGAACCGACCGAUCCGAGCAAACUCGCUGCUUGGGGAGCUGUAGGCGAGCUUCUGGUGGAGGGCGACAUUAUUGCCAGAGAAUACCUUGGUGGCCCGGAGAAAACAGCAGCCAGCUUGAUACACGAUCCCCCGUGGCUUGCGCGGCUGGGGCGCCAGGGACGCAUGUACCGAACAGGGGAUCUUGUCCAGUAUACGCGCAAUGGGCACCUUCGGUACGUAGGUCGCAGAGACAGACAAGUGAAGCUUCGCGGUCAGAGAAUCGAGCUGGCUGAGGUGGAAAGCCAUCUCAAGGCCAGCGGCCCCCCUGAGGCAGUUAUGAUUGUGGAAAUCGUGGCCCAGAAGCUGUGUGCUUUCGCUUGCCUCAGUCCCACCACACAGGAUCACGACUACGACACACUAUUCGAGACGUCGAGAGGUGUCGAGGCUUUUGCUCACUUCUGUCAAGAAGCCAAGUCCAAGUUGGCCUCGUCGCUCCCGCGCUACAUGGUUCCAGAGACUUUCAUUCAACUGAAACAUGUUCCCCUAACCGCGUCUGAGAAGAUCGACAGACGUCGACUGGUCGAAAUGGCGACGGCUGCUGGCCUCGACAAGUUGUCGGUCGAAUUUCAAGCGGAAUCUUGCCCUCUGUCCACAGAAGCAGAAAUGGCAAUGGCUCGUCUUUGGGCAGACACGAUUGGCCUGUCAAUGGACAAGAUCAGCGCAAACGACAACUUCUUCCACGUGGGCGGAGAUUCAAUCACAGCCAUGAAGCUUGCGGCCGCUGCACGCAAACGUGGAAUGAAUUUGACAGUUCACAGCAUCUUCACAAACCCAUGUUUGUCAGACAUGGCGCUCCUGGGGACCGAGGAACGUGGAAGCAGUACCGAGCCUGUGAGCGUUGAUCCGUUUGCAUUGUUGGAUCAAGCCACGCUGGCAGAGCGCAUAGCCUCAGCGGCAGACCAAUGUUCAAUCCAAGUUGAUCAAGUCGAGGACAUGUAUCCGUGCUCUCCACUGCAGGAAGCCCUCGUCUCGCAGUCGAUGCAAAGACCCGGUGCCUACGUGGGAUCAUUUGGAUUCACACUCCCACCGACAGUCGACAUUGCUCGGUUCCAACCAGCAUGGAUUGACGUGGCAGAGAAGAAUCCCAUCUUGCGUACGACAGUUGUGCAGGUUGACUCCUCUCUGUUUCAAGUCGUCGUUCGAGACAAGCUGACUUGGACUGUUUCGGACUCACUAGGGGAGUGUGCGUCCUCGCUACAAGAGAAGGAGUUCCAGCUCGGCAUGCCUCUCGUUCAGCUCAUGAUCAGCGACAAAACGAGUCUUCCGGAGUUCUUCUUCGUUGUCCACCAUGUUCUCUAUGAUGGCUUUUCUUUGAACUUGAUCUUUCGCCAGGUCUCGCAAGCAUAUGAUUCCCAAUCGUUGAGAUCACGCCCGUUUAGCAACUUCAUCAGCCACAUUAACCAGUCACCUGCCCUCAGUAAGCAGUACUGGAUGGAAAGACUGGACGGCUGCAAUGGCAUACGGUUUCCGUCUUUGCCAUCAUUGGAAUACUCACCUUACACCGACUCGACAGCCAGUGCAACGUCUAGGCUGAAGCCAUUAAAAGGUGUGACGAGCGCUACUAUACUGCAACUGGCAUGGGCUAGUUCUGUCUCCACGUACACUGACUCCAAAGACGUGGUGUAUGGACUCGUUCUCUCAGGCAGGAAUGCCGACCUGGCCGGCAUUGAAAGCAUCUCAGGGCCAACCAUCACCACUGUGCCCAUGCGGAUCUCUCUUGAAGACAAGGAUGAGUCUAUAAAGGAGCUGCUCCACAAAAUUCAAGAGGAGACAGCUCGCAUGACGCCCUUUGAGCAGUUUGGGCUGAGAAACAUCAAGCAGCUUGGGGGAGACUCGGAAGCAGCUUGUAACUUCCAAAACCUACUUCUUAUCCAGCCCGCCACCGAGAUCGAAGACUCGACAGAAGGGCUUUGGGCCGCGCCGAUACAGCAAGCAGACCGCAACGCAGGGAGGUUUAGCGCGUAUGCUCUGGAAGUAACUUGCGAGCUAUCCCGUGGCACGGUCAAAAUCACUUUUGACUUUGAUCAGAAGGUCAUCCAGCCAAUACAAGCCGAGCGAAUGCUCAGUCACUUCUCACACCUAGUUGAGGAGAUACAAGACCGCAUCGAAGCCCCGACGUCGCAACUCAACAUGCUGGAAUCUUCUCCGUGCUCGGAAAUUAUGCAAUGGAACGAGACGCUCCCAGAGGCAGUCAGUCGUUGUAUUCAUGACGGCAUCAGAGAGACGUGUGAGAAGACCCCUGGCGCUGCCGCCGUUUGCGCUUGGGAUGGCGAGUUUACAUACGGCGAGCUGGACGAAUUGUCAUCUCGCUUCGCCGCGCAUCUGCAGGCUCACCAUGGAAUCGGUCCCGAAGUCUAUGUUCCUAUCCUGGCCGAGAAGUCUCGAUGGGUAGCCAUUGCCAUUGUCGGUGUCAUCAGGGCUGGCGGCGCUAUUGUCUUGCUUGACCCCUUACUGCCGUUCGAGCGUCUACAAACCAUUUGCCAAGCAGUGGAUGCCAAGUUGAUUGUGGCUAGCGAAUCCUGCCGUGCCACUGCCCAGCAGCUGGCACCAGUGACAGUAGAUAUGGCGCACACUUUCGAACCGAGCGCCGGAGUCGUGGAUCCACAGGUGGUUCCAGGCAAUGCCCUGUACAUCAUCUUCACAUCUGGGUCCACGGGAAAACCAAAGGGUAUCGUCAUUGAGCAUGAAGCGUUCUACACGAGUGGCUUCCAUCAGCAAAAGCCGCUCUACAUUGAUGCGGAGACGAGAACACUCCAAUUCGCGUCUCACGCGUUCGACGUCAGCGUUGCUGACUAUCUAUGGACGUUUCUCGCCGGAGGCUGCGUCUGCGUGCCUUCUCAGAACAGCCUGAAAGACGAUCAUCUGGGCGUCUUCAAUUCUCUGCGGGUGAACCGCGCUGAUCUCACGCCCUCCGUUGCACGAGUUCUCCGCCCCGAGUCCAUUCCGACUGUCAAGACCUUGCUCCUUGGUGGCGAGCCCCUUUCGCAGGCUGAUGUACAGGUUUGGUCCGGGAGAGUCAGACUUGUCAAUGGCUACGGACCAUCCGAGGCAUCUGUAUGCUGCGUGUUAGCCGAUGUAUAUCCCGAAACAGAUGCUUCGAACAUUGGGCAAGCAUACGGUAUUUUGCCCUGGAUCGUGGACAAAGAUGAUCAUGAAAGGCUACUCCCAAUAGGGGCCAUUGGCGAGCUUGUGCUUGAGGGCCAUUCGCUAGCCAGGGGCUAUCUUGGAGACUCUGGCCAGACUUCGGCGUCGUUCAUCAGCUCGCCCAAGUGGCUGCGCGAGAAGAGACCGCAUUCCCGCUUGUACAAGACUGGGGACCUCGCGCAGUAUAAUUCCAACGGCACCAUCAGGUAUAUUGGUAGAAAAGACACGCAGGUCAAAAUUCGUGGGCAACGCGUGGAGCUCGGCGAAAUCGAGCAUCAGCUACGCCAAGCAAGUCCAUCUGUUCGAGACACUGUUGCCGAGUUGAUCACGAGGAACAACAGCACCAUCUUGGCAGCUUUCGUCUUGGAGAGGGAGCAGGAUGUUGGCGAUGAUGAACCAUUCCAUUCUCCUCCCAGUCAUGAGAAUCGGCGCUCGAGUCAAUGUGUUGUGUCAAAGCUACAAGGACGACUGCCACCCUACAUGGUACCGUCUGUCUUUAUACCCCUGAAGAAGCUCCCCCUGUCUCCCAGUGCCAAGGUUGACCGACGCCGGCUUCGUGAGCUGGCCAGCUCUCUAUCAAAGGAAGAAUGGGAAGGAUAUCAAACCCGGCAUGUCACCAAGCGCCCGCCCCAAACAACUCCCGAGAGGCUUCUUCAAGAGGUGGUUUCCGAAGUUCUGCGUCUGCCGUGCGACGAUGUUGGCAUGGAUGAUGAUUUCUUCCGUCUGGGCGGUGACUCCAUCAUUGCGCUGCACUUUGUCGAGCGAGCGCGGGCAUCGGGCUUUGCUUUCCGUGUCAGCACUGUCUUCAAAACACCAAAGCUUGCUGACCUUGCGCUGAUGAGGCAACAAGAAGAUCCUAUUGAUGCUAGGAUCCCCCCCCAAGUUCCCAAUACCAACGGCGGGGACCAUCCCAUGAUGACAAAUGGACACUCUUCACCUCCAAGGCCGAAUGAUGGACGAAAGAAACAUCUUGGUACAUCUGAUUCCAUCGUAGACACUCUCCCUGUCAGUCAAGCCACGGAGCGCUUUCUUCUUGUUACCCCUGAGUACUGGAUUCUCAAUCUACAGGGUCCCGUGGAUCGCGUUCAGCUCCAGUCUGCCUGUACGCGUCUUGUGCAACGACACAGGAUUCUGCAAAGUAUUUUCGUGAGGAGCCCGCAAUAUCUACAGUUGGCGCUCCGCGAAAUAGACACUACUAUUGAGUCCUAUCAAACCGCUUCCGAGGUCCUCGACUUCGUGGAGCAGUACCGGCUGAGCGACGACAUUGCCGUACCAACUCUGGGCGUGCCGAUCACCAAGUUCCUAUUCGUGGAGAAUAAAGAGGGCUGCCAGGCACUGGUCGUCCGUCUGAGUCAUGCUCAGUUUGAUGGGUAUUGCCUGCACACCCUAUGGAAGGAUCUGAAGAGCUUGUACGAGGGAGAGGUGCUUCCAGAGGCUGCGGACUACUCAUCACACAUGGAGUUGUGGGCUGCAAGCAAAACACCGGAAGCGUUUUCUUUUUGGAGAAAUACCUUGCAAGGCUCUGAAGUGACCAGAAUCACCAAUAAGCUCGUCAUUGGUAGGGAGCCAGGCGACAACGAGACGGGGUUUGUCACCACCAGUCGCCGGAUUCACAUAGGGGUAGAUCCACGCGAGGUCACCAUGGCCACUCUGGUCAAAACAGCAUGGGCAAUGGUUCUUGGACAGCUGACAGGCCACAACGAUGUUGUCUUUGCACAGGCAAUCAAUGGCCGCGGCAACACACCGCCAGGCGUCGUCGGCCUGUGUCUCAACUUUGCCCCUGUCCGAGUGAAGUUGGAUUCUACACAAACCCCACUCCGACAGAUGCAGCUUGUUCAACGCCAGCACCACGAAAUUCUCGACUACGAGUUACUGGAUUUCCGAGAUAUUGUCAGACAAUCGACCGGCUGGCCUACGGACACUCUUCAUCAGAGCCUCCUUGUUCACCAAAACAUUGAUCCAGACUUACCGUUCUCCUUUGGAGAUGCCGAAGCUCAGGUGACCUGUUGCUAUCACUGGGGAAAGCCACCUGAUGACAUUCUGGUUGAAUCGCGACCGCUCGGGGAUGGCGACCUACAACUGACACUGGACACGACGGCCAGCAUCCUGACACAGGAGAGUGCUGAUAUGGUUCUUGAAAGGUUCUGCCAAACAGUCGUCUCACUUGGAGAAUAUUUGAAAAGCGUGGAAUAGUGUGGCCUAGUCCAGAAAUCCUGUCCCUGCAGGCGGCCGACACUAGUUACCGCACUGAUGGUUCAUAUCCCAACAAGCCACGUAUCCUAUCUCAACUGUAUGAUAAGAUUGCGUCUCUUACUUAGAAAAUCCAUGGAUUAACAUGGAUUAAAUUUA
Molecule: messenger RNA, 13527 nt
Organism: Emericellopsis atlantica
Lineage: Eukaryota; Fungi; Ascomycota; Sordariomycetes; Hypocreales; Bionectriaceae
Exons: 2
Coding region: 1-13371 (4456 amino acids)
Biological process (GO): secondary metabolite biosynthetic process; amino acid activation for nonribosomal peptide biosynthetic process
Cellular component (GO): cytoplasm
Molecular function (GO): catalytic activity; phosphopantetheine binding
Source: RefSeq, a predicted model, not a curated record